AGCACUGCUGACAGGUAGCCUAAACACACUCGUGCCUGGCGCUGAUCGGCGGCAGGAAUAAUGGCAGCCAAGCUCGCCCUGCUCCUGGCGGCAGCGUGCCUGCUGGUGCUCGCGGCGACGGUGGCGGACGCCAGGCCGCUGAAGAGAGAGGAUCAGCUGCCGCCGUCGUCGGAGGGCGACGACGGCGCCCGGCAUGCGGCGGUGGUGGAGUCGCCUCCGGCGGGCGGCGGCGGCAUCCAGACGGUGGUCGGGGCCGCGGAGCACGCCGGCGGCGGGCGCAAGUUCGCGAUGAUGAGCAUCGACAUGCUCCGCGGGGUCAAGGACUCCGGCCCGAGCCCCGGGGCGGGGCACUAGCAGCAAGCUCUACACGCUCGGCUGCUGCGCGCGCCAGGGAAUGGCUCGAUCAGCUGGUCCUGCGUACGUGGCGAGAUGAUAAAAUUUACGCUGCCACAUGCAUCCAUUCCAUGCUCUGGUAUAUACAGAACUGUCCUUUAGUCCCGGUUGCCAACGGGCAUUUAUCCCGGUUUUCCAAUCGGGAUUGAGCAUCCGGAACAAAUGUGCUUUGUCUAUUUGUCCCGACAGCUCACGAU
This is a messenger RNA of Panicum virgatum (switchgrass), 590 nucleotides long. RefSeq lists its product as uncharacterized. Bases 61 to 354 code for a protein of 97 amino acids. The record is from RefSeq and is a predicted model, not a curated record. Lineage: Eukaryota; Viridiplantae; Streptophyta; Magnoliopsida; Poales; Poaceae. The transcript has a single exon.